Messenger RNA from Hibiscus syriacus, 1174 nucleotides. RefSeq lists its product as uncharacterized. The coding region runs from base 259 to 882 and encodes 207 amino acids. The transcript has 3 exons. Lineage: Eukaryota; Viridiplantae; Streptophyta; Magnoliopsida; Malvales; Malvaceae. The record is from RefSeq and is a predicted model, not a curated record.
CUUCCCCACCCAUUUUUUAUUACUAAUUUCUCUCGAAUUUUUGGCUCUCCAAAUUUCCAAUUACCAGCCGAUUAAUCUUACGCUAGCCGCGGUCGAACACACCGGCGCCGGAGCUUUAAUUCCCUGGGUUUUUUUUCCUACUCGCCAGAUCGGCUUAAUCGCCAUCAGGGGUAGUUUGAUUCGGUUUGUUGUGACAGGAGGCGUGUCGAAAAGAAGAAAAAAGAAAAAGUGAUGUCUGGGUGCUCCAGAUGAGAAUUGAUGUUAUUAACAGUAGAAGGAGGAGGGUUCUUCUCUUCUUCCGCGUCCGGGUAUAGCAAGGGCUUGGCCCUUCUGCUCCUGGGUCAGAAGCACGAGGACAAGUCCAUGAGAGUUACGCCGUGGAACCAUUACCAGUUGGUAGACCGAGAACCCGUUCCUGACCUCCAACUGGCUUCCACCAAGAAUCGGCUUCCCCGCGGGUGCGCCUCUUUUGUCUGCUUUCGUGGCACUUCCGCAGGGAUUGACACACCAUCACAUCUGAAAGUUGGCCCUGAUCAACAGCAGGAUGUCUUGCCAGGCUCUUUUGUUGCAGAUAAGAGUAAUGAUCAAGCAAAUGAGCUUGCCGAUGGCAAUACCAAUGUAAGAAAGGUUGUUUUAAAAAGUAGUUUGAAGAAGCAAUUAAGUAGUGCUCAAGUUUCUCUUGAGGAUGUUAAUGGUUGUGAGGCAUCAGGGGAAAAGGAUGGUUAUACCCCAAGUCAUACAGAACAAAGAAAGGUGCAGUGGACUGAUGCUAAUGGUAGCGAGAUUGCCGAAAUCAGGGAAUUUGAGCCCAGUGAAACAAGCGAUUCUGAUGAUGAAUUUAGUAACGGAGUCGAAAAAACUUGUGCAUGUACAAUUAUGUAGUUCGGUUAUUAUUUCGAGUUCUAAUGAUGCCAUCAGGUAAAAUUGCUUGCUAACCGACCUUAAUCUUCACGUUGGAAAUGCUGAGUAAAUUUGUGGGCCAAGAAGAAGCAAGUUCCUAUUGUUGUUGAUGAUUCUACAUUGAAAAUUGAAUGCAAGUAAUUGAGAUGAGCUUUCUCGUUUGGUCAGCUUAGUGGACACAUCUUUUGUGUGUAUAUUAUAUAUUUAAUUUGAGAUUUCAAUUUUGUCAUAUACAUUUUCCUUUUUUUUAUAUCAUGAUUAUGAUUAUUAUUCU